AUGAAUGAAAUCAAGGAGAACCUACGGAGCAUCGAACAGAACUACAAGAUUUUUCAACAGCAACAAUUCACCUUUAUUGCCGCCUUAGAACACACACGAGAAAAUGCCCACGACAAGAUCAAGCCCAUAUCCAGCAUUGGACAGGUGCAGGCUUACAUGGAACAUCACUGCAACAACUCCACUGACAAACGCAUCCUCCUCAUGUUCCUCAACAUCUGUGCGGAUUUGAACAGGCUCUGCCAGAAGCUGGAAACGCUGCAUUCCGGCAACCCGACCACCAACGCGCUCUUGGACAAGUGCAAGACAUUAGUCAGCCAUAGCAAUGACCUCAGCGGAAUCCGGGCCAAGUACCCCCACGAUGUGGUGAACCACCUCAGCUGCGACGAGGCCCGGAACCACUACGGCGGAGUGGUCAGCCUCAUCCCGAUUGUCCUGGACUGCAUGAAGGAGUGGGUCGCCCACAGCGAGAAGCUUCCUCGGAACAUGCUCCAGAGCGUGAGUUUGAGGAGGGCGGCCAUCUAUCAGCAGCCCGAACUGCCGAAUCGGAAUGCGAUGGGCGCUCGCCCAGGCCUGCCUCCCUUCGUCACCGCGGGAACCCAGACCUCUCUUAGUUUGACAGCGAAGGCUCGGGAGCGGGAGAAUAGGCGGGCGGCUAAAAUUAAACAGAUGGGUGGCCUAGGGAGGGCCAUUCGCAAGUUUCUCGACGGGCCCUGGAGACCACCUGGUAAAAAUGCUUUUUAG
Messenger RNA from Varanus komodoensis (Komodo dragon), 741 nucleotides. RefSeq names its product sperm acrosome associated 9 (gene SPACA9). The record is from RefSeq and is a predicted model, not a curated record. The transcript has 3 exons. The coding region runs from base 1 to 741 and encodes 246 amino acids. NCBI's taxonomy places the organism in Eukaryota, Metazoa, Chordata, Lepidosauria, Squamata, Varanidae. Gene Ontology annotation, cellular component: sperm flagellum; acrosomal vesicle; ciliary base.